GCUCAAGCUAGGUUCUUCGUGAUAAAGAGUUAUACAGAAGAAGAUGUACAGAAAAGUUUAAAACAUGAAAUUUGGAGUAGUACAAUGUUAGGGAAUAGAAGGUUGAAUUUGGCUUUUGGUGAAAGUGCGAAGCAUAUGCCUAUUUACUUGUUUUUCAGUGUGAAUGGCAGUAGACAUUUUUGUGGAGUUGCUCAGAUGGUUUCUCCUGUCGACGAAAACCAAACUUCUACAGUUUGGGCUCAAGACAAAUGGAAAGGUAUCUUCAAAGUCAAAUGGAUAUUCGUUCGAGAUGUCCCUACAGCCGCUCUUCGCCAUAUCCGGUUGAUGAACACACCGGAGAAGAAGCCAAUCACCAACUCGCGAGACACGCAGGAGUUGCAUUAUGAAGCUGGUUGUGAGGUUUUGCAGAUUUUCUUGGAUUAUCAGACGAGGUCGAAAACUAGUUUGUUACAGGAUUUUUCGUAUUAUGAAGUG
Molecule: messenger RNA, 474 nt
Organism: Tremella mesenterica DSM 1558
Lineage: Eukaryota; Fungi; Basidiomycota; Tremellomycetes; Tremellales; Tremellaceae
Exons: 3
Biological process (GO): mRNA destabilization
Cellular component (GO): cytoplasm
Molecular function (GO): mRNA binding; N6-methyladenosine-containing RNA reader activity
Source: RefSeq, a predicted model, not a curated record